GUCCGGGCGAGCGCGGCUUGGGCGCGCUGCGUGGUGUGUGUUUCGUGCUGAGAUCGGCUUCUGAGGGCGAGUCAGCAGGCGAAGAGGCGCGCACCGGCGUCCGGACUCCGGAAGUCUGCAGUCGAGUGGAAAGGCCGGGAAAAAAAGGCCUGGAACUUGAAUACGACUUAACUGCUGUUUCCGAGGGGGCAACUUCCACAGGGAACCCCUCUGCCCUGGUAACGGCCAAAGAGGAGGAGAUGGCGCCAGUCAGGGAGCGGCCGUGGCCGAGACAGUGAGGAAGCGCGAAGGCGGAGCAACCCGGGGAGCCUUGGGCGAAGAAUCGGAGCCGUCGCUGCCACCACUGCCGCCAGCACCAUGGAAGGGGCAAAGCCGACCUUGCAGCUCGUGUACCAGGCGGUGCAGGCGCUUUACCACGACCCAGACCCCAGCGGCAAGGAGCGCGCCUCGUUUUGGCUUGGGGAGCUGCAGCGUUCGGUUCAUGCAUGGGAAAUUUCAGACCAAUUGUUACAGAUCCGCCAGGAUGUGGAGUCAUGCUAUUUUGCUGCACAGACUAUGAAAAUGAAGAUUCAAACCUCAUUUUAUGAGCUCCCUACAGACUCUCAUGCCUCUUUACGAGACUCAUUGCUAACCCAUAUCCAGAACUUGAAAGACUUGUCACCUAUCAUUGUAACGCAGCUGGCUUUAGCAAUAGCAGACCUUGCCCUACAGAUGCCUUCCUGGAAGGGAUGUGUACAAACAUUGGUGGAAAAAUAUAGCAAUGAUGUAACUUCUCUGCCUUUUUUGCUGGAGAUCCUUACAGUAUUACCUGAAGAAGUACAUAGUCGUUCCUUACGAAUCGGAGCUAACCGGCGCACAGAAAUUAUAGAAGAUUUGGCCUUCUACUCUAGUACAGUAGUAUCUCUAUUGAUGACCUGUGUAGAAAAAGCAGGAACAGAUGAGAAAAUGCUCAUGAAAGUCUUUCGUUGUCUGGGAAGUUGGUUUAACUUGGGAGUUCUGGACAGUAACUUCAUGGCUAACAAUAAGUUACUAGCACUCCUUUUUGAGGUUUUGCAACAGGAUAAAACCUCGUCCAACCUCCAUGAAGCUGCUUCAGACUGUGUGUGCUCAGCUCUCUAUGCCAUUGAAAAUGUGGAGACUAAUUUGCCAUUAGCCAUGCAACUUUUUCAGGGAGUCCUGACAUUGGAGACUGCCUAUCAUAUGGCUGUAGCUCGAGAAGACUUAGACAAAGUUCUGAAUUACUGCCGUAUUUUCACUGAACUGUGUGAAACUUUUCUUGAAAAAAUUGUUUGUACUCCAGGCCAGGGUCUUGGGGACCUACGAACUCUGGAGCUGCUGCUUAUCUGUGCAGGGCAUCCUCAGUAUGAGGUAGUAGAAAUUUCUUUUAACUUCUGGUACCGACUAGGGGAACAUUUGUACAAAACUAACGAUGAGGUCAUUCACGGCAUCUUCAAAGCUUACAUUCAGAGACUGCUUCAUGCCUUGGCUCGACACUGCCAGUUGGAACCAGACCAUGAGGGAGUUCCUGAGGAGACUGAUGACUUUGGGGAGUUUCGGAUGCGGGUGUCAGACCUGGUGAAGGACUUGAUUUUUUUGAUUGGGUCUAUGGAGUGUUUUGCUCAGUUAUAUUCUACUCUGAAAGAAGGCAACCCACCCUGGGAGGUGACAGAAGCGGUACUCUUUAUCAUGGCUGCUAUAGCAAAGAGUGUUGAUCCGGAGAAUAACCCAACCCUCGUGGAGGUCCUGGAAGGAGUCGUCCGCCUGCCGGAGACCGUCCAUACAGCUGUGCGAUACACCAGCAUUGAGUUGGUUGGAGAGAUGAGUGAAGUAGUUGACCGGAACCCUCAGUUCCUUGAUCCCGUGCUGGGCUAUUUGAUGAAAGGCCUGUGUGAAAAGCCCCUGGCUUCUGCUGCAGCGAAAGCCAUUCAUAACAUUUGCUCUGUCUGCCGAGAUCACAUGGCUCAGCACUUCAAUGGACUCCUGGAGAUUGCACGUUCUCUUGAUUCCUUCAUGUUGUCUCCAGAAGCUGCUGUGGGCUUGCUGAAAGGGACAGCGCUUGUCCUAGCCAGGUUACCUUUGGAUAAGAUUACUGAAUGUCUGAGCGAACUGUGUUCUGUUCAGGUUAUGGCUUUGAAAAAGCUGUUGUCUCAGGAGCCCAGCAAUGGCAUGUCCUCAGAUCCCACUGUAUUCUUAGAUCGCCUGGCAGUGAUAUUUAGACAUACUAAUCCCAUUGUGGAAAAUGGACAGACUCAUCCAUGCCAGAAGGUCAUACAAGAAAUAUGGCCAGUUUUAUCUGAGACUUUAAAUAAGCACCGAGCUGAUAAUCGGAUUGUAGAACGUUGCUGCAGGUGCCUGCGCUUUGCUGUUCGCUGUGUAGGCAAAGGAUCUGCAGCCCUGCUGCAGCCACUAGUCACCCAGAUGGUGAAUGUGUACCAUGUACAUCAGCAUUCCUGUUUCCUGUACCUGGGCAGUAUCCUCGUGGAUGAGUACGGCAUGGAAGAAGGCUGUCGUCAGGGACUGCUAGACAUGCUCCAGGCACUGUGUAUCCCCACCUUUCAGCUCCUAGAGCAGCAGAGUGGCCUCCAGAACCACCCUGACACUGUGGAUGACCUGUUCCGGCUCGCCACCAGGUUUAUUCAGCGUAGCCCUGUCACUUUACUGAGGAGCCAAGUAGUCAUCCCAAUCUUACAGUGGGCCAUUGCCUCCACUACCCUGGACCACCGGGAUGCCAACUGUAGCGUCAUGAGAUUCCUGCGAGACCUCAUCCAUACAGGCGUAGCCAAUGAUCAUGAAGAAGACUUUGAAUUACGGAAAGAACUGAUUGCACAGGUGAUGAACCAGCUCGGACAGCAGCUUGUAAGCCAGCUGCUCCACACGUGCUGCUUUUGUCUCCCUCCCUACACCCUACCAGAUGUGGCUGAAGUGCUCUGGGAGAUCAUGCAGGUUGACAGACCGACCUUCUGUCGGUGGUUAGAGAAUUCCUUAAAAGGUUUGCCAAAGGAGACAACUGUAGGAGCUGUCACAGUGACACACAAACAACUUACAGACUUCCACAAGCAAGUUACUAGUGCUGAGGAAUGUAAGCAAGUUUGCUGGGCCUUGCGAGACUUCACCAGGCUGUUUCGAUAGCUCACUCUGCUGCACUGUGCCUGUCACCCAGGAAUGUCUUUUUUAAUUAGAAGACAGGAAGAAGACAAAAACCAGACUGUGUCCCACAAUCAGAAACCUCCGAGGUGGCAGAAGGACCUUCACUGCCACCAGGGAGUUCCGCCAGACAGGGAGAGACUCCAGCCUUCCGAGGCCGUCCUGAGGAGUUCCUGUUUGGGGCUGUGAGGGAAAAUCAGCACGGUUUAAAAAAAGGUGGCUGCGGCCUGUCCGGCGUGGUGGGAGGGGAGCUGAUUUCCUGGUGAACUUGUUUCUAAAAGGAGAAAUGAUUUUAAGAAAAUAAAAAAAAAAAAAAAAAAAAAAAAAAAAGGAAAACUAAA
This is a messenger RNA of Lepus europaeus (European hare), 3485 nucleotides long. RefSeq names its product transportin 3 (gene TNPO3). Gene Ontology annotation, cellular component: nuclear membrane; cytoplasm. The transcript is spliced from 23 exons. The record is from RefSeq and is a predicted model, not a curated record. Gene Ontology annotation, biological process: protein import into nucleus. Lineage: Eukaryota; Metazoa; Chordata; Mammalia; Lagomorpha; Leporidae. The coding region runs from base 358 to 3129 and encodes 923 amino acids.